AUGAUCAUUCCGAAUGGUUUCUUCGGCGCCCAGCCGCUUAGGCCGGAAAAUGAAAUAAGAGUAGAAAAGUUUUUUGAAAGCUGUGGAUUCAAGACCGUUCUGAGCGGUGCAGUUGGAUUUGGUCUCGGUAUUGCCGUCGGCCUCUUCACCGCCAGUGUCGGCCCAGAACUGGCUCCGGUGAACAAUCAAACGCAAACAGUGAAAGAAGUGCUACGGGAAAUGAAGGGCAAGAGUAUGUCUUAUGCCAAGAACUUUGCCAUGCUCGGUGCCAUGUUCUCUGCGACUGAAUGUGCAAUUGAAUCGUAUCGGGGGACACAUGACUGGAAGAAUGGAACACUUGCCGGCGGUGUGGUUGGCGGUGCCAUUGGUCUCAGAGCCGGAAUCAAAGGCGGCGUCCUCGGAGCCGCCGGCUUUGCGGCAUUCUCAACCGUCAUCGAGUACUACUUUAAUUAG
This is a messenger RNA of Rhagoletis zephyria (snowberry fruit fly), 453 nucleotides long. NCBI's taxonomy places the organism in Eukaryota, Metazoa, Arthropoda, Insecta, Diptera, Tephritidae. The record is from RefSeq and is a predicted model, not a curated record.